AUGUUGCGUCGACGAGGAUGCUACGUGUGUGGUCAAGUGGGACAUGUGGCUGAGAAUUGCAGCUUUAAAGAUCGACGAUGCUUCAACUGUCUGGAGGCGGGACAUGAAUCGUCUGGCUGUCUCGCUCCGCGCAGUAGCGAGACCAAGCAGUGCUACAACUGCGGCGGACGCGGACACACGAAAACCGACUGCCCAUCUGUCAAUAUCCAGCAAUGUUACGCUUGUGGUGGUAAAGGCCACAUCAAAGCCAACUGUGCCACUGUCGAUAAGCAGAAAAAGUGCUUCGGUUGCGGGGGAAGAGGCCAUAUCAAGGCUGAAUGCGCUACCGCCAACAAGCCGCUGAAAUGUCGAAGGUGCGGCGAGGCCAACCACUUGGCCAAACACUGCACCGCGACCAUGCCCGCUCUCAAGCCGAAACCCUGCUACACUUGCAACCAGUCCGGCCACAUCGCAAAGCACUGUCCACACGCCAGCAGGAUCCCUACGGAUCCCAUCCCAAACGCCUCCGCCACGCUCACUGCCUAA
Mycosarcoma maydis (corn smut) is the source of this 525-nucleotide messenger RNA. RefSeq lists its product as uncharacterized. The transcript has 5 exons. Gene Ontology annotation, cellular component: cytoplasm. NCBI's taxonomy places the organism in Eukaryota, Fungi, Basidiomycota, Ustilaginomycetes, Ustilaginales. Gene Ontology annotation, biological process: positive regulation of cytoplasmic translation. Gene Ontology annotation, molecular function: single-stranded RNA binding; mRNA binding; translation regulator activity. The coding region runs from base 1 to 525 and encodes 174 amino acids. The record is from RefSeq and is a predicted model, not a curated record.